AUGUCCACCGCGGCCUCGUUCUCGACGCCGGGACGGGCCGGGGUAUCCGCGCGGACCCGCUCGCGCGCUCGGAGCGACCGCCGCGCCGUCCGCGCGAGCGGCGUCUCGUCGUCCGAGGGAUACGAGGAGGUUCGGUACGGACUCGGCCGAGGCAGCGUCGCGUAUUACCCAAUCGACGCGUCUUCGUCUUCGUCUUCGUCUUCGUCUUCGUCGUCGUCGAUGCCGCUGCUUCGCGCGGACACGGAACCCACCACGCGGUACAUCGACGGACCACUCGACGCCGCGGCCAUCUGGCUCUUCAACCUCAAGCUGGAGCAGGCGGUGAACGACGGGGCGGACGACGAGGAGCGCAGGCGCAACGCGAAGGGCCUGCCCGCGGGAGGAUUCGAUCGACUCGUCGCCCUCGCCGACCGCAUCGCCUCGAGCGGCCGGACCCCUCCCGAGCAGCGCGCGGUGGUCCUCGCGACGCUUCUCGGCCUCAUCCCGCCCUGGGUCCGGACGCAGUUCAAGCGCCUCAUCGACCCGAGGUGGGCGUGGGUGGACAAGAUGAACGCGCUCAUCACCGUCAACGCCUUCGCGUGGCUCGUCGGGCCGUGCGAGAUUGUCCCGCGCGACGACGACGGAGAGUUGGCGGCGGUCAAGCUUCGCAAGUGCAGGUACCUCGAGCAGUGCGGGUGCACGGCGUCGUGCGCCAACUUUUGCAAGCGGCCCACGGAGGGGUUCUUCCGCGAGGCUUUCGGGGUGGACGCGCACCUCGCGCCCAACCACGAGGACGGGAGCUGCGUGAUGACGUUUGGGAGAAAGCCGCCCGAAUUUAACGACCCGGCGUUUUCGCAGCCGUGCUACUCGUCGUGCGCCAAGGCGGCGGCGUGCGACCCGGCGACCGCGGGUUUACUCUACCCCAAGCCGUGCCACCGACUCGGCGAUCCGUGA
Molecule: messenger RNA, 933 nt
Organism: Micromonas commoda
Lineage: Eukaryota; Viridiplantae; Chlorophyta; Mamiellophyceae; Mamiellales; Mamiellaceae
Exons: 1
Coding region: 1-933 (310 amino acids)
Molecular function (GO): iron ion binding
Source: RefSeq, a predicted model, not a curated record